AGAGAACCCUAAUCCCUUUUGUCGCCAAUUCUCCCCCUUUGCUGUCUAAUUCUUCUUCUCUCUCUCUCUCUCCCUAUAAAUAUAUCUCUCCAAGUUGUAAUUUUUGUUGCAGAUACAAACAUUUAUACAACACAUAUAUAGACACACAUACGUAUAUAUACAUAUAUGAACACACAUCUCUGAGUCUGUUAUAAGCGGAGGAGACAUGGUGGAACAUCAGCAGCAAGACACUUCCAGGAAACGACGUCGUUUUGCCCUGGAACAACCCCCUCCCCAACAACCACAGCCUUAUGUCGACAAUCGGAAACGGACAGAUGAAAGGAAAAGGACUGAUGAUCGUGAGGGUCAUUUCGAGUUUAAUCUUGGCGACAAUUUGACUUCAAGAUAUAAAAUACUCAGCAAAAUGGGUGAAGGCACAUUUGGUCGAGUAUUGGAGUGUUGGGAUCGACAAACACGAGAAUAUGUGGCAAUCAAGGUGGUUCGAAGCAUACGCAAGUAUCGUGAGGCAGCAAUGAUUGAAAUUGAUGUACUUGAGCAGCUUGCUAAAAAUGACCAAGGCGGAUCACACUGUGUGCAGAUUCAUACGUGGUUUGAUUACCGCAAUCAUAUAUGCAUAGUGUUUGAGAGGCUUGGACCAAGUUUAUUUGAUUUUCUUAGGAGAAAUGAAUACUCACCAUUCCCUGUCGAUCUUGUUCGAGAAUUUGGACGACAGCUUUUGGAAUCUGUAGCAUAUAUGCAUGACCUACGAUUAAUCCACACUGACCUGAAGCCAGAAAAUAUACUUCUUGUGUCAUCUGAAUAUAUAAAGCUUCCUGGCCGCAAGAGGAGUUCGUCAGAUGAAACGCGUUUCAGGUGCUUGCCAAAGUCAAGCGUCAUUAAGCUGAUUGAUUUUGGUAGUACUGCAUAUGAUAACCACAAACAUAGCUCCAUUGUCUCAACAAGGCAUUACCGAGCACCUGAGGUUAUUCUAGGUCUUGGAUGGAGUUACCCAUGUGAUAUGUGGAGUAUUGGUUGCAUACUUGUUGAACUCUGCUCGGGAGAAGCUUUGUUUCAGACACAUGAGAAUUUAGAGCAUUUGGCAAUGAUGGAGAAAGUUUUAGGACGACCUUUGCCUGAGCAUAUGAUUCAAAGAGCAGACCGUGGUUCUGAGAAGUACUUUAGAAGACAUCGACUGAACUGGCCUGAAGGAGCUGUUUCGAGGGAGAGUAUCAAAUCAGUGAAAAAGCUAGACAGUUUGAAGAAUAUGCUGUCUCCAUAUCUGGAAUGCUCAAGGUCGUCAUUCAUUGACUUGCUGCAUCAACUGUUAAAAUUUGAUCCAAAGGAAAGGCUCACGGCCCGAGAUGCUCUAGGGCAUCCUUUCUUCCAGACCUCGUAGUGAUGGGCAUACAAAAUUAUUUCUGUACUUGGUUCCAUCUGUCGUACUAGACAUGUGAUAUCAAUGUACAUUUGUGAAUCAACCCAAUCAAAUGUUGCCUGAAGCUGGGAUAGCUGGCAUAUAAACAAGAUGAUCGAACAUAAUUAUUUGGGUACAACAUUUAGGAGAGUAAAGGAACAAGUCCCAACCAGAAAUGCACUUCUGUUUGUGAGGGAUAUUCUAGACUAAUUAUGAUUGUGGUGAAGAUUUAAUAAAAUUCAGAACCUAGUAGAAAUAAAAUCCAGAUCAGUGAUGUCUUCGAGGAAUAUCA
Molecule: messenger RNA, 1685 nt
Organism: Daucus carota subsp. sativus
Lineage: Eukaryota; Viridiplantae; Streptophyta; Magnoliopsida; Apiales; Apiaceae
Product: serine/threonine-protein kinase AFC3
Exons: 12
Coding region: 206-1375 (389 amino acids)
Biological process (GO): protein phosphorylation
Cellular component (GO): nucleus
Molecular function (GO): protein serine/threonine kinase activity; ATP binding
Source: RefSeq, a predicted model, not a curated record